CUCCUUGCAAGCAAACGUGUGAUCGCUAUGCAAAAACAGAUGACAUUUCGUGGAGGGAAUAUCGCAGGGCCCUGGGGAAACUGUAUGAAGAAGAAACCGUGCGGACCCGGACCAGCUGGCACCCUCUGGCACGCACCCUCGGCACGCACACGGACACACACCCGGAGGUCACGCGCCGCGUGCAAUAGCAGCGCUGGCUCAACGCCUUGUACGCGACAGUUGAAGGACCUGCGUGCUUAAGCCUUAAGGCCCUAAUCCUUGGUGUCGCGCGCUGGCAGCAUCGCGAUUAACCGCAGCGGCCAAGUGUGGCGCUGUUCCAUCAAAUGUGAUUUAGGUAGCAAAUGUGUACAUGUCUGUAGAAUUGACAGUCUAGGUAGUACUGUGGGCAGCUAGUCGGGCUGUUGCCUCAAGCUGCAGGUGGCAUUCGCGUUUUGUGGCGGAGUGCAUAUUUCUCGUAAGCUCGCACCUUAGGUUAGCUUGCUGAAACACCUCAUAUAGAGAGCUUGCUUUACACGCAUGAUCCGGGAACACAUUUGCUGAAAGACUCGCAUUCCGAGCCCCGGAAGGGGCCGGUGGGCUAGCUCGUAUGUAUUCAAAGUUUGGCCCCAAGGGGCGAGCGGGAUGGCAGCGGCUCGUGAGCACGCGAGCAGCGCGCCUGCUGCUCAUCAGCAUGGGCAGCCUGGCGCUGCUUACCUACGUCUGGGUCGUCUUCGUGCUGCACCCCGCGCGCGUUGCGGACGCGGCAGUAACACAAGGCGGGGCUGACAGCGGUGGUGCCCGCAUCGGCCGACUGCGGCUCAACACCGGGGGGGCGACCGGGCACGACCUCAGCGUGAGCGGGCAGGCGGCCAGCCAGUCCAGCCGCAGUCUAGGCGCCACCGGCGCGCAGGCCUCUAGCAGCGGCAGCAGCAGCAGUGGUGCUAGCAGUGGCAGUAGCUCUGGCGCUGCAACGGGGGGGCUGGGCCACCUGAACGUCGGUUACGGCCGGGGCCUGGGCGCGGGGCUACAGCACCGAGGCGUCGGCAGCGCCGGGGGCGGGGUCGGCAGCAGCGCCUCUUCCGGCGCCGUGCUCACCACCUCCAACCAGCACUUGCUCUUCCAGACGCCCAGCCACCCGACCAAGCCGCAGAAGACCGCAGCGGCCAAGGCGUCGUCGCCGCCGCCGCCUCCACCCGACGAGGACGACGUGCCUGAGGGCCCGCACCCCAUGCGGCAUUACCCCUACCAGGAUGCCAAGUACCGCAUCUGGAGCCUGCCGAAGGAGGACGUGAGCCCGCGCUGCAGGGCGUCGGGCAUCUGCGACGGCAAGUACGAUUGCGGCGCGGACGGGAUGGGUUGCAUCACGGACGCGCUCAAGCGCAAGAUGAAGGUCCGCGAUGCCGCGGCCUGGACCUGGAAGGGCUACAGGCAGUACGCGUGGGGCCAUGACGAGCUGAACGCGGGCAGCCGCAACAGUCGCGAGUGGUUCAACAUGGGCCUCACCAUUGUGGACAGCCUGGACACGCUGCAGAUCCUGGGUCUGCUGGAGGAGUACGCGGAGGCACGCUACUGGGUGGUCAACCACCUGGACCUCAACCAGGGCGACGUGUCGGUGUUUGAGACCACCAUCCGCAUUCUGGGCGGCCUGGCGGCGGCCUUCUACCACAGCGGCGGCGACGAGGCCUUCCUCAUGAAGGCCGUGGAGUUUGCAGACAGGCUGAUGCCGGCCUUCAACACCAGUAGCGGCCUGCCUCAGCCGCACUUCAGCGUGCACGACAAGAAUGUCGCCACCUACCGCGGCUCGGCCGGCAGCAGCUGCCUGGCGGAGAUCGGCACGCUGUCCAUGGAGUUCACUGCCGUCAGCAGGCUGUCGGGCCGGCCCGAGUUCCGCGACACGGCCAUGAAGACGUGGCCCAUCAUCAAGUCCAUGCCCUCCAUGGACGGCCUGUAUUGCACCAUGCUCAACGCCGACCUGCUGUCCUGCAACGGCAACCACUACACCUUCGGCGCCUCCGCCGACUCCACCUACGAGUACAUGCUCAAGCAAUGGGUGCUCACCAACGGCACAGACGAGAUGUGUCUGGACAUGUACAAGAAGGCCAUAGGCGGCAUGCGGCGCCACAUGCUGACGGAGCUGUGGAUGGGGCCGGACAUUGGCGAGGUGUGGAUCGCGGCGGAGAACGACGCCGGCGCCUCGCGCAACCUGGUGCUGGAGCACCUCACCUGCUUCCUGCCCGGGACCAUGGCGCUGGGCCACAUGUACGGCGUGAACACGGGCGGCGCGGGCGAGGACGACGACCUAAUGGUGGCCAUCAAGCUCAUGAAGGCCUGCUACGAGCUGUACCACCAGACCCCCAGCGGCGUGGCCUGGGACUCGGUCCACUUGGUGCCCCGCUACUCGCCGCCGCCCUCGCCCAACCCGCCGCCGCCGCGGCCGCCCUCGCCGCCGCCCGCGUCCUCGCCCCCGCCGCCGCCGCCGCGCCCGUCCGUCGACGAAGUCGGCGGCGCCGGCGUUGGAGCCGGCGCGGGUGCCACCUACCGCGCUGGCAGCGGCGUCACGCGGACGCAGCGGCGGCUGUUGGAGGCUACUGCGCAGGAGGGGCAGGCGCGCAAGGGCGAUGCCUACUGGGAUCGCGACGGCGACGAUGGCGAUGACGAGGAUGAGCCCGUGGAGGUCACCUCUACGCGCGAGGCCGGCGUCAUUGACAGCGACGACGGGGACGACGGCGCGGACGGCGUGGAUGGCCUCGGCUACGUGGUCCUGGACGCCGAGGUGCGGAAGCAGCAGCAGCAGCAGCAGCAGCAGCAGCAGCAGCAGCAGCAGCAGAAGCCGCACGCAGAGGAGCGGAGGCACCUCAUGGCCGAGGCGUCCGGCGGUGCUGGGGAUGGUGCGAAGCCGCCAGGCUGGGGCAAGGUCAAGUACGAGUUCGCGCCGCGCUCUCGUGAGAACUUCCUGCGGCCCGAGGUGGCUGAGUCGCUCUUCUACCUGUGGCGUGCUACCGGGGACCCCAUUUACCGCGAGGGGGGAUGGAACAUGUUCCCUGCGUAUGAACGCUGGUGCCGUGUGGACUCUGGCGGCUACCAGGGUGCCGCCAUCACCACCACCACCACCGCCACCACCACCACCACCACUACCACCACCGUGAUCAACAACGUGGAGUCAGUGCCGCCCGGCCCCGGCAACAAGAUGGAGUCGUUUUGGAUAGCGGAGACGCUCAAGUACUUCUACCUGCUCUUCAGUGACGACCCCAACGAGAUCCCGCUGGAUGAGUUCGUGUUUAACACGGAGGCGCACCCGCUGGCCAUCUGGGGCUCGGCUACCGACCGGAAGCUGCGCAAGAUCCUGGAGCGGUACCACGGCGCGCCGCCGCCGCCCUCACCGCCGCCGCCUUCCCCGCCGCCGCCGCCACCGGUUACGCCUGUGGCAGGCGAUGCGACCGGCGGCGCCGGCGGCGCGGCGUUGGGCUCGGGCCAGCAGCAGGCGCUGGACCACGUGACGCAGGUGGUGCACCGGGCGCGACAGCUGCUGGCGCAGCAGGAGGCGGCAGAGCGGGCGCAGCAGCUGCGGAGCGGCGGUGCCGGCGCUGAUGUGGCGGCGGAGUCGCUCAUGGAUGCGCUGACGGCGGCGCGCCGGCGUGCGGCGGGGCACCGGCUGAGCAGCGCCACGCUGGCCGGCGGCGGGGAUGCGUCCUCGGAGCGCCGGCGGAGAUGAGAUGCACGGCGGAUCGUGCCUGUGGUGUAGGGCUAGAAUGUUUUGUUUGUGUAGACAGGUGACCGGUGCUACUAGGCUUCGUCGAGGCGUGCGGUAGGAACGAGGCCGGGUGUGUGAGCCGCGCGGUGCCGAAACGUAUAACUGGCGUCGUCAUAGAAAUUGGAAUUGUCUCUAAGCUAACGAUGGACUUGAUGAUGCAUUGGCCGCUGAUCAAUGCAUUGUUGGAGCUGCGUGCGCGCAGACCUUAUUCAGCGGCUGCGAAGCUGUAUGCGUAUGUGGAGGCGUUUCGUGGAGAUAAAUGUUAAGCGGGCGCGUGUCCAGAGAUGAGGAUGUAGGUGAGCAGGUGCACAAGAGCAUGUGCGUGGCAGACAGCCAGAGCACAACAAUGUCGGAUUGCAAUGGAUCAGGGCUGAUGAGGGCAUACUGACUAGGCCAAGUAACUUGAUGCCCGGCAGUAUGUUACAGCAACACACGCAUGCCGCACGCCCUGGAGUGACGCCUGAAGCCCUGGCGUAGAGGCCUGGACCGGGAUGGAGUUAGUGGCCUACCUGGCCCUACUGUCCAGAGCCUCGUGUGUGGCUGGUUCAUGAAUUGCCACUGAAGCUCGCGUAAGCUGUCUGCGCCUCUGAGCUCCCCAGGGCAUGAGCACCCAUCAGCCACUUACACAGCUGCGAAGAGCCUAGAAGAGCCUUGAGCAUUGUGCGUGACACCUUGCCCAUACGGCCGACCCGACCGCCACCAUGAUGUCGAAGCGCCGCCGGUUGAGGUCAGGGAGGCCUUGAGGGCCGUCGCGGAGCCUGUGAAGUAGGUCUGAAUUG
Chlamydomonas reinhardtii is the source of this 4509-nucleotide messenger RNA. RefSeq lists its product as uncharacterized. Gene Ontology annotation, biological process: carbohydrate metabolic process; N-glycan processing. The record is from RefSeq and is a predicted model, not a curated record. Lineage: Eukaryota; Viridiplantae; Chlorophyta; Chlorophyceae; Chlamydomonadales; Chlamydomonadaceae. Gene Ontology annotation, molecular function: calcium ion binding; mannosyl-oligosaccharide 1,2-alpha-mannosidase activity. The coding region runs from base 671 to 3691 and encodes 1006 amino acids. The transcript is spliced from 12 exons. Gene Ontology annotation, cellular component: membrane; trans-Golgi network; endosome.